Molecule: messenger RNA, 4918 nt
Organism: Psammomys obesus (fat sand rat)
Lineage: Eukaryota; Metazoa; Chordata; Mammalia; Rodentia; Muridae
Gene: Etv3
Product: ETS variant transcription factor 3
Exons: 4
Coding region: 10-1548 (512 amino acids)
Biological process (GO): regulation of transcription by RNA polymerase II; cell differentiation
Cellular component (GO): nucleus
Molecular function (GO): sequence-specific DNA binding; DNA-binding transcription factor activity, RNA polymerase II-specific
Source: RefSeq, a predicted model, not a curated record
AGGGCAAAAAUGAAAGCAGGCUGUAGCAUCGUGGAAAAGCCAGAAGGCGGUGGAGGAUAUCAGUUUCCAGAUUGGGCCUACAAAGCGGAGUCAUCACCAGGCUCCCGGCAGAUCCAGCUGUGGCACUUCAUCCUGGAGCUGCUGCAGAAAGAAGAGUUCCGCCAUGUCAUCGCCUGGCAGCAGGGAGAGUACGGGGAGUUUGUCAUCAAGGAUCCAGAUGAGGUGGCUCGCCUCUGGGGCCGCAGGAAGUGCAAGCCACAGAUGAACUAUGACAAGCUGAGCCGGGCCCUCAGAUACUAUUACAACAAGAGGAUCCUUCAUAAGACAAAAGGGAAGAGGUUCACGUACAAGUUUAACUUCAACAAGCUGGUGGUGCCCAGCUACCCUUUCAUCAACAUCCGCUCAAGCGGUGUGGUCCCUCAGAGUGCUCCGCCAGUGCCAACAGCCUCCCGGUUCCACUUCCCACCUCUAGACACCCAUUCUCCUACGGGUGACAUGCAGCCAGGGCGGUUCUCUGCUAGCUCCCUGAAUGUGUCCGGUCCUGAGUCAGGUGGGACCACUGAUAGGAAGGUGGAGCCUUCAGACCUGGAAGAUGGCUCGACCUCUGACUGGCACCGGAGCAUGGAUUUCAUGCCCUCUCGAAAUGCUCUUAGUGGAGGAGGACUUGGCCACCAGAAACGCAAGCCAGACAUAAUGCUUCCUCUCUUCACUCGGCCCACAAUGUACCCUGAUCCUCACAGUCCCUUUGCUGUCUCUCCAGUCCCUGGCCGAGGAGGUGUCCUCAAUGUCCCCAUUUCACCAGCCCUGUCCUUGACUCCCACCAUGUUCUCCUAUAGUCCCUCACCAGGCCUGAGCCCCUUCACCAGCAGCAGUUGCUUCUCCUUCAACCCAGAGGAAAUGAAACACUACCUUCAUUCUCAGGCCUGUUCUGUGUUCAACUACCAUCUGAGUCCUCGGACUUUUCCCCGUUACCCAGGGCUCAUGGUCCCACCCCUGCAGUGCCAAAUGCAUUCUGAGGAGACAUCCCAGUUCUCUAUCAAGCUGCAGCCCCCACCAGCUGGACGGAAGCACCGAGAGAGGGUGGAGAGCAGUGAGGAGGCCACACAUGGCCCUGUGCCGGCCAGUGCCCCUAUUCCCUCUCGAAUUAAGGUGGAGCCCACCUCUGAGAAGGGCCCUGAGAGCCUCAGGCAGCCGACCCAAGAAAAGGAAGAGCACUCCCAGGAAGAGGACACCAUGCAGACUGGGACCACGGAGAAGGGGAAAGGUGCAGUACAUGCCCAACCCUCACCCACCUGGCCCUCUGUGUCCAAGGGCAUCCCCAGUGACAAGCCCCUAGAGGUGACUGAAGACAGGGAGGACAGAUCUGGCAAGGAGCCCAGCGUGUCUGAGAAGAAAGAAGAUGCCCUGAUGCCCCCUAAGCUUCGCUUGAAGAGGCGAUGGAAUGAUGACCCUGAGGCCCGGGAGCUCAGUAAGAUGGGCAAGUUCCUGUGGAAUGGGGCAAGGCCCCAGGGCCUGGCUACAGUGGCUGCUGCCGCUGCCGAUGCUUAAAACCACAGUGGAAGGGAAGCUGUUCACAUCCCAAUCAGACACAAUUUAUGUAGCAAGAUUCUGGGGCGGGAGGUGCAUGGACUUUUCUGUUGAGGAUGAGACGAUUAUCUUGUGUUGUAAAUUAAGUGGAAUAUGAACACCCUUUUUUUUUUUUUCUUGGUGAGUAGGAAGCUGUUGAACUGUGGGGGAAGGAGCCUGUUUCCUGCUUACGACUAAUUCUGCCUGAGAAGCCCUGUAAGGGUCCACAUACCUUGUAGUCCCACUGCAGUUCAGGAUCCAUAGUCUUUCUAUUGUAUUUAGCUAUAUAUAUAGAAAGCCAAUAAUGGAAUAUUUUGCUUUGAGAGAGAGAUAAAAGGAAAAGGCUGGAAGGUUGAGUGGUGAGAAACAAUACUAAGCAUGAAAUAUUUCUUUAUUUCAGGAGAGAAAAAAGCUAAUUGUAGGCUUACUAGAGUGGGGGACAUUUAGAUGAUGCUCUCUACUCUCCCCUCCCCAACACUCUCUGUCACACGCAUGCUCUCUGUCUGGGGGGAGGGGUGGCACACAUUUGGCUUUUUCCCUGUUUUUAGAUAAUAUCGUCAAGACAUGUGAGUGCACUGCCAGUUAUAAUGGGCAGGGAGGGCACAGGGCCGCCUGGCCCUCAGCUUCAGGGCUGAGGUGGGAGGGAAGCCUGGCUGCAAGCUCCUUGGACUUUCACCUACUUCACCUAUUAAAAAGCCAUGAGGAGUUGUAAACUCUUGAUCAGGGAAGAAAGAAAAGGCCAGAGGAAGUAACCCAAUGCCUUUAAAAACAAAACAAAUGACAGAAAUGGUUUUCAUUUUUCUUUUUCCACUGUUGGUUUGGGAAAGCAAACCAAGUGUGACUGAGCAAGUUUUAUAGGAAGCGGGAUAGCACCGCUGAAGAUGUUUUUCUGUUGUGUCUGGUUGUCUUACUGUUUCCUUAAGUCGAGCCUUAACCAUGAACAUGCUUUAAGAUGAUACGGGUCUGUCAACAUGAACCUGUGAGGGCGUGGACACUGAUCAGAUAGCCCAGGGAUGCUGAGGCAUAGUUGAAUUCUUAGCUGACAGUUGUACCCUCUGAUGUUACCAGACCGGGUGGCAAAGGGGCAAGAUUGUGGGAAUGAAAGGCAGAUGAUAGCCUGUAGUUAUCAAAGUAGGGUUUGUUGAAACUGAUGGAAGGGGGGAGGUGCUGACCAGAUGCCUGAUAACCAAAAGUUCCCAGAUGCCAAAAGGCUGGGUGUGCGGGAAGAGCUGGUGUCUGCCCUGUUGCCAUCCUGUGAUCCCCGUUUGCCCAGAUGUUCUGAUCAGUUGACUAUUCACAAAAUAGAGUUCACAGAUAGGAGUCAUUUCUUCAUGGGAAAUUCUCCUACAGCAACUUCAAAGAAAUGGGAGGAUACUGACCUUUUGGGAAACAAAACACUCACAGUAGGGCAGAGAAAGCAGCAACAACCAGCCUCCUCUGUGCAUGCAUGUGCUUUGAGGGGCUCAGAGCAGCAAGAACAGAUGGUUCCGAUUCUGCUGAGGCAAGGGAUGGCAUUCAGCACCUCAGAGCUGUAACUCAUUCCACCACUUUCGCCUAGCUGAAAAUUCUGUAUGUCAAGUAACACUUGAGUGUUGUCCUUUGGUGGUGGAGUGUUUGGUCUUUGCUUUGUUUAACUGAAGUGCAUGCACAAAAGGAGCUCAGGACACAUUAGAACUGAUAAGAGACAUCACCUGACUUGGGGGCGUCAUUACUAUUUCUUGAUGAGUGUCCUGUCAUGACUGUCUUUCCCCAGGAAAGGGACUGAGUGGUCUCUAGUGGUUCAGGCUUUGAUCAAGUCACAAAGUCUCACCACUCUUGCUGCUUUUGGUGGUGGUUUUGAUCAGUUUCCUUCUCUGCACCCGACGUACCUCUGAAAAGCAAGCCAAGCCGGUAGAAGAGGGCUCUCUGCUUGUUGUUGCCCAUCAAACCAGGGAGGCUAGCUGGCCACCAGCUAGAGGGGAUGGCUAGCAAGUGUCAUUGUGACUCAGGAAUAGAAACAUGGGGCCUUUAAAAUGAAAGGAGGAAAAUCCAUGAUGCAACCUGUAAAAAACCCCUAGACCCAAGUGCCGGAAUUAAUCCUAGAUGCUGCUUCCAUUUGAAUAAGCCACUGCUUUUACACUUGAAAAUCAGUCAAAAUGGUGAACUCCAUGAAAAAUGUUUUUGGACUUUUAUGAAACUAUUUGCUGUUUGUUUGCUUUGAUUGCCAUUCCACCAGUAAUUUCUUGGUUGAUUGGCACUGCACACAGUUGGAGUUUGGAUCUGGGGAAGGAUCUCUCCACAGAGCAGAACUUGGACUUGCUCAGGAAGUGGACCAGGAAAUGUGUCAAUCACUGAUACUUCCUGUGGCAAAGGAAUGAGAGUUUUCUUCUCUUCCUGGCCUGUUCCUGGCGGUUCCUGCCUCCAGCCUGCUGGUAUGAAAUAAGAUGGUUGCCGUCUGUGAGCGGCUCUUUGUCCAACAGCCAGGUGAGAGGGGGCUGAACACUAGACCUACUUCCUCCCUCUCUUUGUUUUUUCUAAAUUUUGUUGUGCCAAAUGUGUAAAACUUUGUAGGUGUAAAUCUAUUGAAAUUUCACUAAUCAAGAGCUUCAUUUAAACAGUUUGCUUUUUUAGCUGUAGAAAAAGUAGCAAACUCAGGAGCUUCAGCAUUGCUGAGCUCACCUGUUUUUCUAGAGACACAUAGAAUCCAUGUCCCCUGGGUGUCAGGCUGCACUGCAUUAAACCCAGCCCAGUGAUGCAAGGAACCCUAGUGACCCAUUGGCCAAGAAGCUUCCAGCAGCAUUAAAAAAAGUUAUAUUCCACUGCCAAGUGGGUAUCAUUUAGCUGUUUGUCCCUUGUUUUUUGUUUUGUUUUUUUUUUAUUUAUUCCAUAAUUGUGUUUGUGCUUUUUCUUGUGUAAACGAUAGCGAGGCAUAUGUUUUUAUGUGGCUUUAGAGAAAGCUUCAGUCUUCAAAGAACUGUUCUAAUUAGUUCCUCCUUGGAAAAAGUUAUGCGUUAAUUUGUUUCAACAUGUUUAGGCAUUCUUUGAAUUAUAAACUUGUGAUGCAGGGAUUUGUGAAUGAGACGUUCACAUGUGAAGAUGACUUCACUAGAUAUCUGUGUAAGCAGAAUAAGAUGUGUAUAUGUACAUAAAAUAUAAGGAACCUGAGCACCAUUGUGCAGUGCCUUUUACAUGUUCUGCUUUCUAAAGUCUUCAAAAUUUUUGCAUAUAUAUUAUAUAUAUGAUGUAAUGUUAUAGAAAUAUAUGUAUAAUAUACAUAUUUUUUCCAGGGGUAUCUGAUAGCUCUGUAUUUUGUUAUGGAAGUCGAAAGAAGAAGUAUUUUACCUCAAAAAUUAAAGUUAAAUUUAAAAACAAA